This is a messenger RNA of Durusdinium trenchii, 1992 nucleotides long. NCBI's taxonomy places the organism in Eukaryota, Dinophyceae, Suessiales, Symbiodiniaceae. The record is from the annotation of a GenBank genome assembly.
AGGCCGGUCCCAUCGCUGUUUUGGGCUGGGAAGCGCGACACCGAUCGGAUCCCCCUUCCACCCUGUGAGUGGAAUAUUGGACACCGCAAUGGCAAUGCUUCUGUGGGCACUCACGUUUCAUUUGGUGACAGCAUAUCCGUCGCUGUUGGAUUGCGAUUAUAGCUGCAUGGGUAGCUACACACCUGGUGCAGCAUUCAAUUAUAUGAGCGUGGCGACGAUAGGUGCGACCUCUGGUGAUACAUGCAAAAUAACCACGAACAUCCCAACUGAUGGCUACCACCCUACAGCUUCCUAUACAGUCACCGUGACCUCUACCACGGCGUUGGCCCAAAAAGUCGUCUGCAGUGCCGGUACCUUUGGAAGCCUCACACAAGCGAACGCCGGCAGCGAGGAAACCAGCCACAGCUAUACCUGGACUGCACCUUCCUCGACAUCUGGAAGUGCUUCUUUCAGGGCGCUCUGUGGCAAUCAGGGUGAAAUGUGGUAUGCAGCUGAAGUGACGGAGAGUGUGGGCAGUGGACCAUUCACCACAGCGACCACUAGCACCACCAGCACGACAACAGCGGCUGGGGAUGCUGCAGGUGUGGAAAUUGGUUCUGGCAUGCGGAUGUAUGCAGAUGUUGCUAAUGGGCAGGACGCUGAUAUCGAGGUGACGUCCACGGGCGAUGGCUGGAGUGCUCUUGGAUUUAUCGAAGGCUCCAGUGUCUCUAUGACUGGUGGCAGCGGUGGUGGCAAUGAUGCCUUCAUUUGCAGCGGUGGAGAGGUGAAGCGGUACUGGAUUACCAGCUACACGACACCGUCUGGUGGCGUGGCAGUUCCUGGUUCUUCGUGCUCCAUGGUCUCAGGCAACAGGGUCAUGCGCUUCAAGAGACCCUUGGCUGCUUCAAGUGCCACCGAAAUUGCAAUGACUCCCGGCACUUCUCAGAUGGUGAUUUGGGCUCAUGGAAACUCGCCCACACUGUCGCAGCAUGGCAGUUCCGGUUCAGAUCGAGGCGGUUCGAUGGUGGACUUUGCCACGCUCUCCGCUGUAGGGGCGACAAAAGCAGUUGGGCCUGCUCUCUUUCUCCACGUGAUCUUGAUGGUGAUUGGCUGGGGCACUUUAUUGCCUUGGGGCGUAGCUAUUGCCAACCGAACUCGGACGGUCUCAAAUGCGAAGCCUGGCGCAUGGUUUAAAUGGCACAAGAGGCUUCAAAGUAUAGGAUGGCUGAUUCAGCUGGUUGGUUUUGGAAUGGCGAUUUGGCAUGUGCAAGAGAAUGGCACGCACUUCAGUGGCCCUCACCAGAUCAUUGGUCUAGUUGUUGUCAUUAUUGGCACCUCCCAGCCCUUCAACGCACUGCUGCGGAAACUCUGUGCGCAUCCGACUCCGGGUGACGACAAGACUACUGGCCGCCUUGUUUGGGAGAUUGCCCACAAAGGACUGGGCUAUUUUGCAACAUUGCUGGGCAUGGUGAAUUGCUGGGUGGGAGUUGCUUUGCUGAUCAAGGGCGAGUACGAAGUUGCAGCUAUUGCAGUAGCUGCGACCCUCAGUUCGAUUGGCACACUAUCCGUCACCUUUUACUUCAUUCUGUCAUUGAUCCAGAAGGACAACUGCAUUUCCCGGAUGCUCGUGUCAUCAAGUCAUGCGGCGGUGAAAGAAAUUGCUGAUGAAACAAGUGAUGAGAGGCCAUCUGCAUAGGUCAUAGGUGUACAGUCGACCGGUCUGGCGCGACAAGCCUUUCUUGGGCUUUUGAGAGGGCUUGUUCUGCCGGUUAACGACUUUUGUGCAUAGGUUUCUGCAGUUUAAAGCUGGCUGUCAGAAGGCUAAUUGACACCCUGCCAUGCUUGUAUAGGUGCAAUGAUGCAAAGUCAAUCGCUAGAGCCCUUUGCCAAAGGGCAGCUGGGGUUUGGGCGGUCUGCACAGAGUUUGCUCUCUUCUUUCCUUUUGGUGAAAGCCGUGGAGACAGACCACAGCUCUUCGCCGCCUGUGACGCUUGCAGCACUGCAAAGAAAAAA